Molecule: messenger RNA, 1329 nt
Organism: Symbiodinium pilosum
Lineage: Eukaryota; Dinophyceae; Suessiales; Symbiodiniaceae
Source: the annotation of a GenBank genome assembly
AUGAGCAGGAUUCAAGAAAGCUGGCUGAAGAUUAUGCGAUCAGCGAAAACCAAGCAGCUCAAGAAGCAGGUUGAGAUCAUCUCCCAGAACCACGAGAGAGACGUGGAUCGCAAAGAUGCCAUCCUCCAAAUGUUGGACCGAGACCUCGAUGAGGCUGAGGAGCAGCAUCAGGUGGCUGUGAGGAGCCACCUCCUUAACGUAGAUCGGCUCCUGGAGAUCCAGCAGAGCAGGCUCCUUGCCUUGGAUGAAGAGUUCAAGCGGGAUGUCGCCACGCUCCAGGAGGAGUUCCGCAUCGAGCGGGAGCACAUCCAGGAGCGACAUGCGCUAGAGAAGCGAGAACUGGCGCUGAUUGUAGAGCAAGUGGAGCGUGAAGAGAAGAACCGAGAAACGGCGGACAUCACCGACCACCAGUCCCAGUUCGAGCUCAUCCGCAACAAGAACAUUGAGGAGGACCACCAAAUGCGCUCCGGCCUCGAGGAGCAGAUUGAGGAAACUCGCGCUAGGUGUAAAGACAAGCUGCUCACCUACGAGAGGUCAACAGAAAACAGCACGACGGAGUACAAGGAUUACCUUCGUCGUGAUGCCACGCUCAGUGACCAGGUCGAAAGGCGACUGCGCCAGGUUGAGCGCAUGCAGGCCGCCAUUCAGCACUGGAAGCAGAAAAUCGCGCAAAAUCGCCAGGAGUGUGAGGAGCGGAACCAACAGCUCCGAACCGAGAAGGAUCACAUUGCCAAGCAUUUCCAGGAGCUGAAGGCCAAGAUGAACCACUUUCGCACAGAGGGCAAGAAGCGCCUGGCAGAUCUCACAAUGAACGCCAGGAACUGCAUCAAGUCCCUGAAAGAUCAGCUCGGCUUGGCCGAGAGGAUAUUGAAGACAGCGGAACUUUGCAGGAAGUUUGAGACAGAGCGUGAGAAGGUGCUCCCGUUCUACCUGUCCCGCGACAUCCUGCAAGAGUUUGAGGAGGGCGAGCUCGAGUUCGGAGACGAGGACCUCAAAGAGGAGAUCCGAAAGGAGCUCACAGAUGUAGGUAUCGACGAGUGGACCUACCUGGACAACUUCUUCAAGCGCUACAACAAGGUGAAGUUGGACUUCCAUGCAGUUGAACAGGAGGGAAAGCGCCUCACCAAGGAGAAUGUACAGUUGCGCUCCAUCCUGAAGCAGUUCCUCGACGGAGUCAGUGUCAAUGAGGACGUGCUGUCGGCGCCAAACCCACUUCUGGUGGUGAAUGGCAAGGUGAACCUCAACCACGUGCCAGUCAAGCGCGCAGCGGACAAAACAGUGUAUGUGGAAGCGGCACACCAUGCUGGCAACACGGUCGUCAGGCGUUGA